AUGGUUUCUAUCAAAGCUAUCCUAGCCUUCGCCCUGGCCGGCACUGCUAUCGCAACCCCCAUUGAAAACCGCAACAACCACGUUAAAUGCAACAACGUAGCGCUCAAGGGCCACGAACAAAAGCUCAGCGUUGACAACGUCAUGAGCCAGCUUGGUGCCUCCCCAAUCGACACCGGUAGAUCCGGCUAUCCUCAUGACUUCGAGAACUUCCAGAACAUCAAGUUCCCCAAGGGCUGCAGAAACGAGCGCCUUCGCGAGUACCCUGUCUUCCAGGCCGAGGGCGCCCGUUACAACUUCGACUCCCGCCCCAAGGACAACCCAGGCCCAUUCCGUGUCAUUGCUACCGCCGAAACGAGACUUUACUGCGGUGUCAUCUCUCACGACGGAGAGGGUGAGAACCCAAACGCCGGAAACUUCCACCUCUGCGAGUAA
Messenger RNA from Arthroderma uncinatum, 432 nucleotides. RefSeq lists its product as uncharacterized. The transcript is spliced from 2 exons. Gene Ontology annotation, molecular function: RNA binding; RNA nuclease activity. The coding region runs from base 1 to 432 and encodes 143 amino acids. NCBI's taxonomy places the organism in Eukaryota, Fungi, Ascomycota, Eurotiomycetes, Onygenales, Arthrodermataceae. The record is from RefSeq and is a predicted model, not a curated record.